GGGCAGAUGGAGUGUUUACCAGGGGACCUGGAAGCUUCCAGAGUGGGAGAGCAGAGGGCAAAGAGGGGCCUGGUGGAAUGGAUGGAGGCACACACACUGGGAUCUUUGCAGCUGAGCUUUUGCAGUUCAGACAGGCUGAAAGGACCCCUUCCCCAAAGAGAGAUCGGGGGGCUGUGGAAUAAAGACCCCAGAGCACAACCAUGGAGAGUGCCCCUCCGGCCCCCCAGCCAUGAGGCUCUUCCUGUCGCUCCCAGUUUUGGUGGUGGUUCUGGCGAUGGUUUUGGAAGGCCCAGCCCCCGCCCAGGCGGCCCCAGAAAUCUCCAGCACUUUGGAGCGCAUCCCGGAUAAACUGAAGGAGUUUGGUAACACCCUGGAGAACAAGGCCCGGGCAGCCAUUGAGAGCAUCAAGCAGAGUGACCUUCCUGCGAAGACCCGGAACUGGUUUUCUGAGACUUUCAACAAAGUGAAGGAGCAGCUAAAAACUACCUUCUCCUGAACACCAGGAGAGCCGCCCCCACUCCUCUGGGCUGUGCGCCACCGAAGGAGCUCUGAAAUUUCCCAUGCCCUGGCUCCUGUACCGAGGACUUCAUGAUGCCCAUAUCCACCCCCACCCUCCAAUAAAAAUCCUGUAGAGAAUU
Messenger RNA from Callorhinus ursinus (northern fur seal), 638 nucleotides. It is a transcript of the gene APOC1, whose product is annotated as apolipoprotein C1. Gene Ontology annotation, cellular component: high-density lipoprotein particle; extracellular region; very-low-density lipoprotein particle. Gene Ontology annotation, biological process: negative regulation of cholesterol transport; negative regulation of lipid catabolic process; negative regulation of lipoprotein lipase activity. Lineage: Eukaryota; Metazoa; Chordata; Mammalia; Carnivora; Otariidae. Gene Ontology annotation, molecular function: phospholipase inhibitor activity; fatty acid binding. The record is from RefSeq and is a predicted model, not a curated record.